Messenger RNA from Stylonychia lemnae, 591 nucleotides. NCBI's taxonomy places the organism in Eukaryota, Ciliophora, Spirotrichea, Sporadotrichida, Oxytrichidae. The record is from the annotation of a GenBank genome assembly.
AUGGAUAAGAAUACUAAAAUCGACGAAAAGCUUGAAAAAAAGGUUAAGUAAGCCAAGGAGAUUCCCCCAGCUGAUAUUAAGCUCAUUCUGCUUGGAGAUUCUGCUGUUGGCAAGUCAAAUGAAGAGAGAACAUCCUCAACUCAUGCUCUGACUAUGUACAGACAUAACACCACAGUCAAUGGACAAGAAUAUAAAGUUGAUAUCUGGGACACAGCAGGAUAAGAAUCAUUUAAUGAGCUUCAUCCUAGUUACUACUUUGGAGCACAUGCUGCAAUUCUUGUUUUUGACGCUAGUCGCAAGGUGACCUACCAGAAUCUUAAAGGAUGGUACAAGGAAAUGAGACAACAAUGUCCUCAAAUUCCUUGCAUUGUGAUUGCCAAUAAAAUAGACAUUGAUGAGAGAGCUACUUAGAGAAAAUACAAGUUUGUGGAGGACUUAGGCGUUCCCUUCAACUUCGUCAGUGCUGCUGACGGCACAAAUGUCGUUGUUAUCUUCAAGGAAGCUCUAGAAAUGGCUGUUAAAUACAAAGAAGAUCCCAAUAAAGACGACUUCAUGAAGGAGGUGCUUGAUCUUUUAGGCGAUGAUAUAUGA